AUACUGAAGCAGAGAGCCACACAUCUUCACAACCCAGGCAGACGUCCCUUCUCAGCUUCAUCUGUCCAGCAUCCCAGAACAGCAUCCUGGCUGAUGGGCAGAGGGCUGAAGUCAACACAGCCCAGAGAGUCAGGAGCGGUCCUGCUGGAACCUGCACCCCCACGCCAUUUUUCUCCAGAUACCUGGCACCAGUGGCUGACAUAAUGCGUGUGGCCGUGAUUGGAGCGGGAGUCAUUGGACUGUCCACAGCCCUCUGCAUUCAUGAGCGUUACCACCCAACACAGCCACUACACAUGAAGAUCUAUGCAGAUCGCUUCACGCCGCUCACUACAAGCGAUGUGGCCGCGGGCUUAUGGCAGCCUUAUCUCUCCAACCCCAGCAACCCUCAGGAGGAGGAGUGGAACCAGCAAACUUUCGAUUACCUGCUGAACUGCCUCCAUUCUCCAAAUGCUGAAAAAAUGGGCCUGGCCCUAAUCUCAGGCUACAACCUCUUCCAAGAUGAAGUUCCGGACCCUUUCUGGAAAAGCACAGUUCUGGGAUUCCGGAAGCUGACCCCCAGAGAGAUGGACAUGUUCCCUGAGUAUGGCUACGGCUGGUUCAGCACAAACCUCAUUCUAGAGGGGAAGAGAUACCUGCCAUGGCUGACUGAGAGGUUAACUGAGAGGGGAGUGAAGCUCAUCCAUCGGAAGGUGGAGUCUCUCGAAGAGGUGGCAAGAGGAGGUGUGGAUGUGAUUAUCAACUGCACUGGGGUGUGGGCCGGGGCUCUGCAAGCAGAUGCCUCCCUGCAGCCAGGCCGGGGUCAGAUCAUCCAGGUGGAGGCCCCUUGGAUUAAACACUUCAUCCUCACCCAUGACCCCAGCCUUGGCAUCUACAACUCCCCGUACAUCAUCCCAGGUUCUAAGACAGUUACGCUCGGAGGCAUACUCCAGCUGGGGAACUGGAGUGAGCUAAACAGUGCCCGUGACCACAACACCAUUUGGAGGAACUGCUGUAAACUGGAGCCCACCCUGAAGAAUGCAAGAAUUGUGGGUGAACUCACUGGCUUCCGGCCAGUCCGGCCUCAGGUCCGGCUGGAAAGAGAACGCCUUCAUUCUGGAUCUUCAAGUGCAGAGGUCAUUCACAACUAUGGUCAUGGAGGUUAUGGGUUCACAAUCCACUGGGGUUGCGCAAUGGAGGCGGCCAACCUCUUUGGGAAAAUUCUAGAGGAAAAGAAGUUGUCCAGGAAGCCUCCAUCCCACCUCUGAGGACUCUAGUGACCACCAUGUGCCCCUAACCCCUUCAGCCAGUUGAUACGCUCCUGGCUGAUUCCGUCUCCCCACGCCCUCCCCAGCCACUGCCC
Molecule: messenger RNA, 1339 nt
Organism: Mastomys coucha (southern multimammate mouse)
Lineage: Eukaryota; Metazoa; Chordata; Mammalia; Rodentia; Muridae
Gene: Dao
Product: D-amino acid oxidase
Exons: 12
Coding region: 204-1244 (346 amino acids)
Molecular function (GO): D-amino-acid oxidase activity; FAD binding
Source: RefSeq, a predicted model, not a curated record